AUGGCACCGCAGCCCAGCCUCUAUCCCAAUUUGCACCACCUACAAGACCUCGAUAAUGCAGGCAUUCAAGACCUCCAGCAGAUCAUCCAGACAUUCCCCAUAAUAGACAACCAUGCCCACAAUCUGCUCACUGAAGACCACGCAUAUGGAAGUGCCGACUUCCCCUUCGAGUCCAUCACAUCCGAAGCACAGGGCCAUGCCCUCCUAGACCAUGUCCACUCCAGCCUACCUCAUAUGCGUGGGGUGAAACACCUGGCCGAGUUCUAUCAGUGUCCGGAAACAUUGCAAGACGUCAAAUCCGCACGCUAUGAGUGGGUGCGCAGAGACUACCCCGGCCUAAUAAAAAGAUGCUUCGAGGGCACUCACGCCAUCAUGAUGGAUGACGGUUUGGCCCCCGAGCUCAUCCAUCCCUUCAAGUGGCAUCGUCAGUUUCUGCCCACAGUCUCGAGGAUAGUGCGCAUUGAAGCCAUCGCUGCCGACCUGCUUGAGCAUCUCGCCCAUGCCGCUGGCUUCAUGAGGGUGGGUCUGGAUGCCGAUUGGCCUAUCAGCCAGACCGAGAGCUUUCUGGUGCGCUUCAACACCGUGUUCCGCAAUCAAAUCAGAACCCUUGCCAAUGAUCCGGAUGUUCGUGGCUUCAAGUCUGUCAUCUGUUACCGCACCGGGCUCGACAUCUCAACUGAGAGUCGGAAGAAUUUCCGCCCCCAACAAUCCCUCACUGAAUCGGUACUGCUACAGUCCUUCCAUGACUUCCUGCAAAGUGCUGUUCGAGACCAUAAGUAUCGUAUUCAACAAAAGGAAGUCAAUGAUUAUCUCGUCGUCGCAGUUUGUGACGUUCUGGAGAAACUCGUCGAUACCGAUGGCGAGAACGUUCCAUUCCAGUUCCAUACCGGCCUAGGUGAUACUGAUAUCAAUCUGGUCAAGGCCAACCCUGCCUAUAUGCAACCUCUGAUUGAAGCAUUUCCCAACGUGGACUUUGUCCUCCUUCAUUCCGCCUACCCAUAUACUCGGGAAGCAGGUUAUCUUGCAACCACCUACUCCAAUGCCUGGCUCGAUAUCGGGGAGGUGUUCCCUAUGUUGUCUCGGGAUGGUGAAGAGUCCGUCUUGCGCCAAGCACUCGAGCUCACCCCCAGUACCAAAAUCCUCUGGAGCACAGAUGGUCAUUUCUAUCCUGAAACGUACUGGCUAGCCAACCGCCACUUCAGGGAAUCACUCGACAGGCUCCUGACCGCCUAUGUGGCUGCUGGCGAUGUGACAGUAGCUCAAGCAAUUGACAUGGCCAUCGACAUUAUGUUUUGGAACUCCAACACAUUGUACAAGCUGGAUGAAGAACGCAAAUUCCCGGAGCUGCUCAACGCCUGUGGCAGGGCGACAGGCGAGAGCCUGCGUACCCUGGUCAACGGGAGUUCGAAGGCUCCAUCAUUUAGAUCAUAUGCUAGCACUGCCGUCGCCAUGACUGGCCCCUCUGGCCUACGUCCUUCGGGAUCUGCAUCCACAUUGCAGGCGGCCAAUGUUCACCUUGCACUGCGCUCCGGCAGUACAAGCACUGCGUCUGGGCCCAGUUCGAGUGCUGCUCUCUUCGCACAAAAUCUGACCGUCUUUGAGGCUUUUAUGCGCACAAACCCAAACGUCAAAUAUAUCUGGUACCAGUUCGUCGACUACACCGGCACGCCGCGGAUCAGAAUGGUAACCAUCCUUCAUUUCCGAAAACAGCUAUCGUCAGGAAAAUGUCCCUAUGUGACCUCCGCCUUGACCCGCCUGUUGCAGAACGACACACCUGCUACGGGUUGUUCGCCAACCGGUCAAUUCUUUCUUUUGCCCGAUCUCUCAACGCUCACCCUCAACCGAGGCAUUUCUUCACCGUCUGCAACCGUGCAGACCUGGUGGAUGGCAGACACCGAACAGGGUCCUGCUUUAGAGCAUUACGACCGAUGCCCUCGUUGGGCAUUGCAGACACAGGCCAAUGCUCUGAAAGCCGAGUUCAAUAUAACCAUUCUCUUGGGCUUCGAGAUUGAGAUCGUGUUCAUGCGCCCCAUUUUUACCGAAGAUAAAUCUGACUAUGUUGACUUCCAACCGUUGAAUUUCGUCCACUCAUGGGCUGGAAUGACCAACCAACAGCUCGACACGCUGCCCAUGAUCGAAGAAAUCGUGGAUGCUCUAGCAGAGAUCGAUAUCCACUUGCCAGAAUUUCAUGCCGAAGCUGCCCCUGGACAGUGGGAAUUUCCUCUUCCCGCCUUCGAACCUGUCAAAGCUGUUGAUGUUCUGUUCAAAACGAGAGAUGUUAUCCGGAAUGUGGCCAAGAAGUACGGUCUCAAAGCAACUUGUUAUCCUCGACCCUUCAUCUCCAGUCCUGGGAGCGCAAACCACGCACACUUCAGCGUGAACGGGCCUGGCGACACGGUCGAAAGAUGUGAAGGCUCAUUCUUGGCCGGCGUUCUGGAACAUCUUCCGGCGAUCCUGGCCUUCACCCUUCCAAUCGAAGAAUCCUAUGCGCGUGUUGGCGCUGGCAUCUGGGCUGGAGGCGAAUACGUCUGCUGGGGCACUCAGAACAAGGAAGUUCCACUACGGAAAUGUGGCCCUGGCCACUUUGAACUCAAGACUAUAGACGGCACUGGAAAUACAUACCUUGGGAUGGCAGCACUACUUGCAUCUGGCUUGCAUGGGCUCAGACAAGACCUCAAACUCGAACUCAAAGAUUGUCUAGGCGAUCCAACAGGGAUUGGCGAGGAAGAACGGCAGAAAUUGGGUAUUUCGGUGAAGAUUCCUAACUCCCUCGAAAAGAGUCUCAAGGCUUUGGACCGGGACAAGGUUUUGAGGCGCGCUCUGGGAUAUGCUAUAGUUGAUGACUAUGUCGCAACAACAGAAGGUGCCAUGCAUUUGUUGCGUGGAUUCAAUGAUGACAAGAGAAAAGUUUGGCUCAUGAGCCGCUACUGA
Molecule: messenger RNA, 2931 nt
Organism: Exophiala aquamarina CBS 119918
Lineage: Eukaryota; Fungi; Ascomycota; Eurotiomycetes; Chaetothyriales; Herpotrichiellaceae
Exons: 1
Coding region: 1-2931 (976 amino acids)
Molecular function (GO): hydrolase activity; glutamine synthetase activity
Source: RefSeq, a predicted model, not a curated record